GUGACGCAGUGUGAGUCGCUGCCUGAUUGGCUCUCUCAGGGUUAAUUUAAAUAAGAGGAGUCUAGAUACGUUAUUUGUUUUUAUAAUAAAUAUAAAAUGUUGUUUGAUGGGGAGGUCUUGGAAUGUAUAAAUAUGUCCAAUUUUAUAAAACUUAAUUUUGAUAUCGGAGAAAUCGCAGUGUAAGUUAGUAAUCUGUCAGUUAGUAGUGUAUCAUUCAGUUCCACACAUUAAUAAACAAAGAUGAUGCACUGAGAGGGUCCUGAUCUGAGGGACUGAUAGAGCUGAACGCAGCAGCAGCCGGUGGGCCUGAGAUAACGCGACACUCUGCAGACUAGAACAAACUUCAGCCAUAUAGUACACAGUACGCACGUUUCACAAAAUACACAACUAACAGGAGCAGGACAAGAAGAGGUCAUUUAUACCUCACCGCAUCCAUGGAUAAAAACAAGCCUUCUCGUAUGUAUUUUAUCGGCAAGAAAGAAGAUUUUGAUCAGGCUAAGAGGAUGAAUGUGACUCUGGAUGGAAGAGAUAUUCUUAUUAUAUAUCAUCAAAGAACUUUCUAUGCAAUGGACCUGCAGUGUUACCAUGCCGGCAUUAGUUUGGAGCUCGGAGAUAUUGAGGAAAUCAACAAGAAGCUCUGUAUUGUGUGCCCAAAGCACAAGUAUAAGAUCACUCUGGCUGAAGGUGAGGGGUUAUACAAGGCAACCAACCCUGCAGAAAAGGUCCCUACUCCACAGUGGUAUUCCAAAGGGAUAAAGCAGCGAGUGCACAAAGUGAUGGAAGUAGACGAAGACAUCUUUGUGACAUUGUCCACCUGCCCUGGGUGGGUUGAGUCGGACUAUUAUCAGAGUGAGAAGGGCAGGGCAGAACUGAGAAAAGCACAGGAAUCGAAGGAUGGAGAAGAAGAUGUGAAUGCAGAUGAAGACGUUUAGUCUGGCAGCAACAGUGAGACGAGAGCUUCAGGGAUCCUGAGGGAACUGCAUAUAUUAAGAUUGAUGAUUUCAGAGUCAGUUUGCAUGAAUAAAACUGCGAUUUGACACCAUGAAUCAAAAUAAUAUCAUAGCCCUUUUUUGUGUCAGUGCCAGGAUCUCUACAUUGCCAUGAUUCACAGUGAUGCCUGUGUUUCAGCUCAGUUUUGUUGGAUUUUGCAUUGAGAAAAAAAAAUAUUGCAGAAAAAAAAAAAUCACUUUUUAAAUAAAUGAGUAUAUGUUUACUAAA
This is a messenger RNA of Cyprinus carpio (common carp), 1218 nucleotides long. Its product is annotated as Rieske domain-containing protein-like. The record is from RefSeq and is a predicted model, not a curated record. Lineage: Eukaryota; Metazoa; Chordata; Actinopteri; Cypriniformes; Cyprinidae. Gene Ontology annotation, molecular function: 2 iron, 2 sulfur cluster binding.